Messenger RNA from Monoraphidium neglectum, 570 nucleotides. RefSeq lists its product as hypothetical. The transcript has a single exon. The annotation marks the transcript as partial. The record is from RefSeq and is a predicted model, not a curated record. Lineage: Eukaryota; Viridiplantae; Chlorophyta; Chlorophyceae; Sphaeropleales; Selenastraceae.
GCAGCCAAAGGCGCCGGCGGCGGCCGCGCGGCCGCCGCCGUGCAGCGACCUGCCGCUCGGCGGCGAGCCGAUGUCGCGGCUGUGUGCGCGGCUGCGCGCGCUGUGCCGCGUCGCGUUGGUGCGGCUGCCGCGGCGCGGGUUCUGCUUCGAGGCCUUCAGCGAGGCGGUGGCGGCCGGCUGCGUUGGUGGAUCCGGCGGCGGCGGCGGCGGCGGCGCCGAGGCUUCAGGCCUCGGCUACACCCGCGGCCACGGCGAGGGCAACAGCAACGUUGUUUGCGGGGAGGCGGUUUUCGGGCAGGAGCCCCUGAUACUGUCUGCAGAAUUAGGGCGCUCGCAGCUGCUGCUGAUCGUGUAUGGCGGCGCGCUUGUCGCGGAGGAGCAGGCGCCCGCGCCAAGCGGCAGGGCGCGGCGCAGGUGGCAGCUGAGGGUGCGGGGCGGCAGCGGUUGCGGAGAUGGCAGCGGCGGCGGCGGCGGGGCCUGGCGGCUCCCCGAGCCCUGCAGCGUGUUCGUGAGCAGCCGUGGCUGCUUUGUGCGCUGCGAGCGGGACAUGCUUUGGACGGCAUAGCAUGG